This is a messenger RNA of Paramecium tetraurelia, 827 nucleotides long. RefSeq lists its product as uncharacterized. The record is from RefSeq and is a predicted model, not a curated record. The transcript is spliced from 2 exons. NCBI's taxonomy places the organism in Eukaryota, Ciliophora, Oligohymenophorea, Peniculida, Parameciidae.
AUGUAAACAUGUCAACUUUGCUUAAAAAACACUGCCUUGAUCUAGUUGAUUUGCUCUCAUCAUAUCUGUCUCAAAUGCACAAAUAAAACUAAGAAAUUAUAAUAAAGGUAUUUCUUUAUCGUUUAUCUAUCAAAAAGCCAAUUAUAAAACAAAUAUUGGAUUCAAUGUUCACGAUGUUAAAAGAAAACAUUUAGUUACGACUUCUCGAAUCUUCUAAUUGAAUCUCAUGAAUUGAGUUUACUCACUGAUAGAAGCCAACAUCAAUUUUAAUUGAAUGAAGUAAAAUUUUAUUUUAAUAUCAACCUUUCAACACUUUAGAGUUAACUCAUUAUUGAACCACAAAUCUUUUAACGUCGCAGAUCCAUGAAUGCCAUUGAAUUAUUCACCAAAAAUACAUCCCCAAUCAGAAAAGACAAGUCAAAAAAUCCAACUUAAAAAUUAAAACAAUCUAUCAUUAAUGUUAAUAAAUAAAAUGUUCUUAAAUCAAGCACCCAACUCAAAAAUACCUCAAACAAAAAGCCAUCCCAUAAGAGAUGCCAAACUGGAAUUGUAGAAAAUAAACAAGUCUUAAAUAGUAUGUUAAACUUCAAAAAAUUAACUAAACAGAAAACUAGUCCUAUUUAAAAAUGCAAUUCCAUAUUCGAUUAUCUAUUGAGUCUAUCAUAUCAACACACAAAAACAUCAGAUAGAAAACAGUUCAGUCUCGCCAACUCCUCGAAAGCUGACAACAAAAAAAAUACUAAAAGCAGAUGUCACAGCCAAAUUUCAAUCCAAUAAAAAAUUAAAAAUUGAUUCAAAUCAAUCCAAAAAUUAAUCUCAUAUAUUAU